AUGAUUGAAGAAAUAGUUUUUGAUUUAGUUUUAGAAAAUGAGAUUGAUUUUAGCUGGGAAGAAAAAUCUAAGAUAGAAAGAAAAAUAUUUAUUAGCUAUAAACUUGAGGUGAUUAAAGAUUUUUAAUAAUAUUAUAAGAUAGACGAAAAGUUGGUUAAACAAGAAGAUUACAGACACACAUCAAUCAAUCAAUCUUAACUUUACAAAAUAUUAAAAAAGAAAUUUUACGAUCAAAAAAAUAUCGCAAACGAAAUAAUUUGGUUGAUGAAAUAUUACUCAGAUUUUAUUUUUAUUUGGCUUAGCUAAAUAAAAAAAAUUAAUAAGCGAACUUGA
Molecule: messenger RNA, 333 nt
Organism: Tetrahymena thermophila SB210
Lineage: Eukaryota; Ciliophora; Oligohymenophorea; Hymenostomatida; Tetrahymenidae
Exons: 2
Source: RefSeq, a predicted model, not a curated record